AUGCCUAGCGGCUAUCGGGAUGUGAAAGUGAACCCCGUUGUCAAUGGUCAUCUUUGUGAGAUCCAGUUGCACCUCCGCGAGUUCUUCGAACUGAAGGAUGGCCAACACACGGUGUACGAAUGGGCGCGGGAGCUACGAGUAACUACCGAGACCGAUCCUAGAUACUUGUUCGACGACCUUUCUAGCGAAACCCUCGAGGAAAUGAUCAGGCUGGCCGAGGUGAAUUGGGCGGGAGCCGAGCACGUCCUCCCAUCCCUGCAGCUCUAUAUGGGGAACUAUGUCGAGGCUGAGGAGGCCUUCAGAAAGCUACUCGCCGAAGCGAAAGAACAGAUGCAAGGAGGGGAGACCAACAGCGAGGAAUGGAGGAACUCGUUGCUGAAUGAAGCUCAAGCAAGCACCAAUCUCGGACUCGCUUCACAGCUGCAGGGCCAGUAUUCGAAGGCAGCUCUACUGCUCCAGCGCUCCUUGAAGAUCAGGGAGGAUCUUCUCGGCAAAGAUCAUCCGGAUGUUGCAAGGUCGCUACAGGACCACGCAGAUCUUUUGACAGAACAGGGCAAGUUUGACGAAGCGAUGCCGUUGUUCACGAAGUCGAUGGCAAUCCGCGAAAAGGCACUCGGCCCUGGCCACCCUGAAGUGGGGGCAUCGCUCAUCAGUACGGCGCUCUUGCUAGAUAGCCAGGCUGAGCACGAGAAAGCCUACGUGCUCCACCGGAAAGCAGUGGACAUUUUCGAAAAAGUACUCAGCGCAGACCAUCCGUUCGUCGCGAUGGCGCACAUCAACCGCGCUGUGGCGCUUGACAAUCAGGGUAAGUACGAGGAAGCCGACGCCUUGCUUGCUUGCGCGCAAGGCACUUUGCGAGCUGCUCAUGGGUCGGAACACCCGAUGCUGGUACGCACGGAGAAUAUCAGGGCGAAGUUCUUGGCGCGACAGGGCAAGUACGACGAGGCUGAGCAGGUGUAUCGGGAAACGGUGGCGAAGAUGGAGAGUGUCCUCGGGUGUGACCACCCCACUGUGGCAAUAGCCCUCGCGGGUUGGGCGGCAGUACUUUCGAUCCAGGGAAACUACGAAGAAGCCGACGGCAUACUGCAGAAGGCGCUGGAGAUAUUCGAGAUGCGUGUCAGCAACAAACACCCGGGUUUCGCCGCUAUUCUCCACAACGUCGCCAAAGUACGCGAGCAGCAGGACAACUUUGCGGAAGCUGGGCGUGUUUAUGAGCGGGCGCAAGCCAUCAUGAGUGCUACACUUGGGGAGAACCACCCUUCGUUUGCACGGACACUCAACAAUCGAGCGAUGCUACUUCAAAAGCAGGGCCACUACACCGAAGCGAAAGAAUUAAUUCUGAAGUCCGUGGAGAUUUUGGAAGGAGCUCUCGGGCCAAGUCACCCAGAGGUUGCUGAAGGACUCGACAACCUUGCUGGUGUACUAGGACGCCAGGACAACUACGAGCAGGCAAAUCCUCUGUACCGGCGGGCUCUCCCAAUGCUUGAGAAGGCUUACGGGCCGGACCACGAAAGAGUGACUGCCGCACUCAACAACUGGGCUUGGCUGUUGACACAGCAGGGCAAGUACGACGAGGCGGGUCCCCUGUAUCGUCGCGCCCUCGCCAGCGAUGAGAAAACUCUCGGCCGCGAUCAUCCGACCGUCGCGAAGGAUCUAAGCAACCUAGGAGUCUCGAUGACAAAGCAGGGUCAUUAUCUCGACGAAGCAAACUCUCUUUUGGGGCGAUCCCUGGCAAUCCGGCAAAAGGCUCUAGGACCAGAUCACUUGCAUGUGGCUCAGACACUCCACAACCGAGCAGGUCUCAUGUACAAAAUGGGUAAUUUCGAGGAGGCAGACUGUCAUUUUGAGCAGUGCCUGGCGAUAAAAGUAAGGGCUCGGGGGCCACGUCAUCCCGACGUUGCCGUUUCGCUGCACGACUGGGCGGUCAUGCUGUACAUGAAGAGUGAGUUCGAGGAGGCGGAGUAUCUCCUGCAGAAGUCCCUGUCGAUCAGGGAGGAGGUUCUGGGUUCGGAUCACCCCGAUGUUGCACAGUCGCUCAACAGCAUGGCGGGAGUGUUCUACACGCAGGGGAGGUAUGACGAGGCGAUCCAGUUGUACGCCCGUUCGCAUGAGAUCCGUGAGAACCUUCUAGGCCACGACCAUCCAAAGGUGGCCACGUCAUUCCACACCCGGGCGAGGUUGCUAGAUAACGCAAAGAUGAAUGAUGCGGCUGCGGCGCUUUUUGAGUCAGCCUUGGAAAUCCGGACGAGGAUUCUGGGAGCUGAUCACAAGGACACGGUGGAGUCUCGAGCAGGACUCGCAACAUGUCGACAACAAAAGCAGAAAAUGACAACUAAAAAACAAACACAGGGCUAAUCCCCCUCCCCGGGCUUCGUACGACUCUGUGGAGAGGGGAUCGCCGGCGCGACGUGAACGUGUGAGCUGCCAUGGCGGACAAUCUGCCCGAGCAAAGGUCUUGACGGAUACCUGGGAAGUCGAACGCACCAGUAGACAACGACGACGAUGGCGACCGAAAAGAGAGAUACACGCCCCACACGUACCAGUAUAUACUAGGGUGGGGUGGUGGUCUCGAAGGUAGAGUGAGUCGGCACUCG
This is a messenger RNA of Ectocarpus siliculosus, 2594 nucleotides long. The record is from the annotation of a GenBank genome assembly. Lineage: Eukaryota; Phaeophyceae; Ectocarpales; Ectocarpaceae.